UUAGCUGUUGAGGAAGGGAAUCAUCCUUGACCAAGAUCUGAGUGGGAAUCCAGAAAGAACCUAUUAAGAGAAGCUCAGAGAACUGUCAAACACACCUUUUCUUCCUCAAGAUACUUACGUGGUUUUCCUUCUAACCCUACUGAGUGUUCUUUGGUCACCAUGAAUAUAUUUCGGAUCCUGGGGGAUGUCUCUCACCUCUUAGCUAUGAUCAUGUUGCUGGUGAAGAUAUGGAGAUCAAAGUCUUGUGCUGGUAUCUCAGGAAAGAGCCAGAUCCUUUUCGCAGUCGUUUUCACAAGCCGCUACCUUGAUCUAUUCACAAAUUUCAUCUCAAUCUACAAUACUGUUAUGAAGCUUGUUUUUUUAAUUUGCGCCUACGUUACUGUGUACCUUAUCUAUGGGAGGUUCCGUAAAACCUUUGACAUUGAGAAUGACUCUUUCCGCCUUGAAUUCCUUUUGAUCCCUGUCACAGGCCUGUCGUUUCUGGAAAACCACAAUUCCAAACCUUUAGAGAUUCUGUGGACUUUCUCCAUUUACCUGGAAUCAGUGGCUAUCCUUCCUCAGCUUUUCAUGAUUAGCAAAACAGGCGAGGCAGAGACAAUCACUACACACUACCUUUUCUUCUUAGGCCUCUACCGUGCUCUCUAUCUUGCCAACUGGAUCUGGCGCUACCAAACAGAAAACUACUAUGAUCAAAUUGCUGUAGUUUCUGGAGUUGUACAGACCAUCUUCUAUUGUGACUUUUUUUACCUCUAUGUUACUAAAGUAUUGAAAGGAAAGAAGUUGAGCCUCCCAAUGCCCGUCUGAAGAGGUGCACAAGUAUAUUCCUGAAGACACUCCAAGAUUGCCAGAUUUUUUGUGUGCCACGUGGUUCACCUAUCCUUCACAGAACUCACCUGUUCCUCUACACCA
Molecule: messenger RNA, 909 nt
Organism: Euleptes europaea (tarantolino)
Lineage: Eukaryota; Metazoa; Chordata; Lepidosauria; Squamata; Sphaerodactylidae
Gene: KDELR3
Product: KDEL endoplasmic reticulum protein retention receptor 3
Exons: 5
Coding region: 160-804 (214 amino acids)
Biological process (GO): protein retention in ER lumen; endoplasmic reticulum to Golgi vesicle-mediated transport
Cellular component (GO): membrane; cis-Golgi network; endoplasmic reticulum
Molecular function (GO): ER lumen protein retrieval receptor activity
Source: RefSeq, a predicted model, not a curated record